Molecule: messenger RNA, 860 nt
Organism: Cladophialophora immunda
Lineage: Eukaryota; Fungi; Ascomycota; Eurotiomycetes; Chaetothyriales; Herpotrichiellaceae
Exons: 1
Coding region: 71-307 (78 amino acids)
Source: RefSeq, a predicted model, not a curated record
CAGGCAGGCAGGCAGGCGGCUUGGCAGACAGGAAAGGACACAACUUUCGGACACGCAGCAAAGGAACAGGAUGUUCGACCUGGUGAAUUGGAUGAUGCUGAUGUGCUGCUGGUGCUGCGACCGCAAGGACAAGGACGAAGAGGAAUACGACAUUUCGGAUCACAAACACCAACGUGAGCGGGGGAGUCGAGGCGGUCCUCGAGAGCAGGCCGACGCCGACGCCGGCCCCCAGGGUCAGGGACAAGCGCAGCCGAAGAAGAAGACGCCGCAACUCGCGCAUGCGCCACAGCUGGAGACCGAGACAUGAUCGGAAGAGAACGCAGUGCGUCUAAAAUCUUGAUGCCGUGGGUUCUGCAAUAGAGUCCCGAGACGAUCGAUUCGACUUUGAGAAAUGCAAGCAACGGCCCCCAAAGGCCUUCCGUCCACAUACCUGUCCGCUUCCACACCACCACAUCUCGUCGCAAAAUCCCCCUUUCGAAAAUUAGAAGAACAAGAAUCGCAACCUCCCUCAUUUACUCACCCAUCCACCUACCCACCCACUCACUCAUUCCUCCUGGAAACUGCCCCCCGGCGGCUCCUCCUCAUACUGCACCGCCCCCUCCGGCACCUCCACGACAGCCGACCGGGUCCAGAUAUGCACGGCGCCUCUCAUCAUCUCCUUGCUCAGGCCGUCCAGACACCCGGCCUUGACGCUCAACAUGGGCGCGGUCUUGCCCUCGCGCGACACGUGCACGUGGACCAGGCGGCUCCCGCACCCGGUGCAGAAGUAACCCUCCGUGGAGCCCUGCGCGUUCGGGCGCGUGUGCACGGCGAUGGCGCCCGGGUGGGGCGCGAACCGCCGGAUGUCGAAGAAGGGGAAG